This is a messenger RNA of Syzygium oleosum, 1332 nucleotides long. Its product is annotated as phytochrome-interacting ankyrin-repeat protein 2-like. Gene Ontology annotation, molecular function: protein binding. Lineage: Eukaryota; Viridiplantae; Streptophyta; Magnoliopsida; Myrtales; Myrtaceae. The coding region runs from base 544 to 1074 and encodes 176 amino acids. The record is from RefSeq and is a predicted model, not a curated record. The transcript has 3 exons.
CUCUCUCUCUCGUCUCUCUCUCUCUAGGGUUUGGUUUGGUCACGGCAGCAUCUGCGAUACCUUGUUCGUCAUCUUCUCCGAUUCUCCUCCAAAUCGCACCAGGUUUCGUCCUCGUCCGACUCUGAUCUCUUCUCGACAGCGCUAGGGUUCCGGCGCCCGGCAGAAUUAUGUACAUACCGCCGCCGUCUCCCCGCGUCCUCCCCAUCGCGGCCUAUGUGAAUCUCCGCGCGUUCGGCCCCGGCUUGAAUCCGUUCGCCCCGUACUGCCUCGCUCAUCACUCCCUCUCUCGCUAAAUCGCCUCCCCCUUGUCUUCUUGUUUUUGCUUCUCCUCUGUCUUUGCUUCUCCUCUGCUUUGCCUCGAAUGAUGUAAAUUCGCCGGUCGUCGUUGAUCGUUCUUGGGCCUCUCUCUCUCUUCCUUUCCCUUUCUGCCGGGAGCUUUACGGUGUAAUCCGCUCGCGCUUGACGGAGCGGGAUUUAUUUGGUCUUUUGCGCUGGGGUUCUGUGGUUGAUUGAUAUUACCCGGGUGCUUUGUAUCUGAUCAUCAUGCCUCAAGAGGAGGUGGGUACGAUCCGGAGGAACCUGUCGCUGACGAGAAGGCGGUCGUUUAGGAGCCGGGUUGAUGGGGACGACAGGGGUUGGACUCUGCUCCAUAUCGGUGCUCGGAAAGGCGACCUCAGGCAGGUGAAGCGCCUUCUUGAUGAAGGAAUAGAUGUGAAUGUGGCUGCUUGGGGCCCCAAAUCAAAAGGGGUAACACCACUCCACCUUGCUGCUGAGGGUGGCCACGUGGAAGUCAUGGAUGUCCUGCUCGAGCGAGGUGCAAAUAUUGAUGCUAGAACAAAAGGAGCCUGUGGCUGGACACCUCUCCAUAGUGCGGCCAAAGAAAGAAAACGGGAAGCAGUCAAAUAUCUGAUAGAAAAUGGAGCCUUCUUGCCCGAUGACAUAAAUGAUUGCAGAUUCAACCCACCACUGCAUUACUGCCCUGGCCUCGAAUGGGCUUAUGAGGAGAUGAAGCGUCUUCAGCAGGAGAGCUUAUCUGCUGGCGAGGGCUCCUCCUAUAGCUCGGAAAGCUUAUGACGAGUCUUCCUACGCACUCGGGACUCAGAAGCCUCUCUAAUGAGCUGUGACAUAUUCACCAUAGGAUGAGGAUUUCAUUACCAGUGAAACAUGCCAUUAUACCACUCUCGCACAGCCGUGUCUUCAUCUUGUUGUAUUUAUUCUGAUGUUUGCAGUUAAACACGGUACUCUGGUGUGUUUGAAGACGAUGAAUAUCUUAUGUGCAUGAGAACCAUUAUAGGGGUGAUAUCUUGUAAUAAAGCCUCGACUUUGUCCUCA